Clupea harengus (Atlantic herring) is the source of this 2746-nucleotide messenger RNA. It is a transcript of the gene il10ra, whose product is annotated as interleukin 10 receptor subunit alpha. The record is from RefSeq and is a predicted model, not a curated record. Lineage: Eukaryota; Metazoa; Chordata; Actinopteri; Clupeiformes; Clupeidae. Gene Ontology annotation, molecular function: cytokine receptor activity; protein binding. Gene Ontology annotation, biological process: cytokine-mediated signaling pathway. Gene Ontology annotation, cellular component: plasma membrane.
GUUGAUACUGAGAAUGUGCUCUGCUGAAAGUGCAGCCGGCCCAGUCACUCAUCACAUGAGCGUGCAGGAGGACAGGUGUCAGUGAGCGGAGACCCAUUCAGACACAGUCAUUCACAGAUCUGAACGCCUGUGUGGAGAAACAGCUGUCUGUUUGUGUGGAGCUCUUCUAUCCGACAACCUCAGUCAUUCUCAGAACUGAUCGCCUGUGUGGAGAAACAGCAGUCUGUUCGUGUGGAGGUCUUCUGUCCGACAGCAUCACUCAUUCUCAGAACUGAUCGCCUGUGUGGAGAAACAGCAGUCUGUUCGUGCGGAGCUCUUCUGUCCGACAGCAUCAGUCAUUCUCUGAGGAUACCAUGGUUCUGAUCUGACACAGAGAGAUGGACUCCCGGGCCCUGCUCCACACUCUCUCUGUUCUGUUUCUGGUGCUGAAGUGUAUGCUAGGUCAGGAUGUCAAAGGGCCAGUGGAUUUGGAGAUCCACAUCUGGGAGGAGGAAGUGAAGGUCACCUGGAGGCCCCAGGAGGAUGCUCCGGAGAACGCCAAGUACCUGGUGCAGGUGGGAAGGUCUAAUGAACCGCGUGUUAAUGUGACGUCUUGCGAGGCGACUGCUCUUACGCAAUGUGACAUCUCUGACUUAGUCACCAACCAAUCAUCACGUUACUUGGUGUGGGUGGGUUUGCUCACUCUGCAAGGCAACUACGUCUGGUCUAAGAGGAAGGGAUUUACAAUGAAAGAGAGUAAACUGCUCCCUCCCAUCUUCAGUCUGGCUGCACACUCGGGAUCGGUCAGUGUUAAAGUCCAGCAGAAGCCCGGGCUCCUGCGCGUUUUUAAAUUUGGAGUCAAAUACACCAUUUCUCUGACAGGGCAGGACAAUCAGACCAUACAUGAGAAGGAGAUGACAUAUGAUAAGGAAAACCCUUGUGAGGACACCAUGUUUGAAGAGCUGCCGUGGGGUCAAAAAUAUUGUGUUCGUGUGAUGGUGAAUUCCCUGACGACUCCCACCAGUAACAUCUCUGAGCACUGCAUUUACUUAAAUCCAGACGAGUUCACCAUCACUCUUCUGGUCAUUGCUGUCCUUGGCUCCGUGGUGGGGCUGGCAGCGCUUGGCAUCUUGUUCUUCCUGUGCCACCCAGCCCGAACGCCUGCAACACUCAAAACCCUGGGCACCAGGUGGCGGCCCCUCAGCAUUGACCAGACGCCCGUGGAGGUGGUCAUAGGCGACGGCUGGCUCCUGUCCCGCGCCCCUCCGAAGGCCGAGAGAGAGCUGUCCGAGGACAAGAUGGCCAUCCUUCAGGAGGAGGAGAAGAGGGUGAGCCUGGACAGCGGGGUCAGCAUGGAGGCCAACUCCACCAGUGGCGACGCGGGGAGGCAGGACGGGCCACAGGAGGACAGCGGCUGUGGGAGCCUGGGGAGCUCCGCAGAGAAUGAAAGUGACCACGGAGGAAGCGGGAUGCUGCCCCUACUGGAAAGGAGGAAUAAGUGCACUGGGGUCACACAGAGAGAGGACAGCGGGCUCGGCCUGGGGUUCAACGGCGAGCCUGCUGGGGACUCAGAAGGGAGGGACAGUGGGUCUUUUCCCGACGUGGAGGUCUCAAAUGGGGACGGCUACCGCAGCCAGAGCCCGUCCUCUAUGGUGGUGUUGAGCAGUAGCCAUGAAGAGACGCCGACACAGACUCUACCAGAAACAGGUUUUGACAUGGCGGCUCCUGUGAUUGGGUACAGGCCCAGUCAUGUGAUCACACACAAGCAGACGGUCCACUACAGUGAGGCACCCACGGACACUACCGAGCAGGACUUGCCUGUUUCUAACUAUCUGAGAAAGACUCAAGCGGUCGAAGCCAGAGGCUUACCGGACUUAUCGUCCCUCUCCCGUCAGACCUCGCAGAGUCUCUGCGAGAUGACGCCGUUCCUCGUGUCUCUGCCACAGCUCUUGGAGGACGAGAAAGGAGCAGGUUGUGGGCUGACCAUCCUGCCGCUGUCGCUUGGCGCUAUGGAGCUGACCUUUGGCUAGAUUCUGUGAAGAAAAAAAACUUUCCACGAAGCUGAACUGAGAUGAGCUAGGGGCGGGCAGCCAUUUCAGAUGAUGUCAUUAGGGGCCAUUUUUUAGCCCCUCAGACCUCAGACACCAUAACCUCAGACACCAUCAACUGUCCAAUGGAAAAAACUGAUCCAUGGUGCGAUUAGGCAAGACAGCAAGCUGACGCCAGUCGUACGCUGACAUGUUGUGUCUGGCCUGGUGGGUGACUAUUGGGUGUGAAUCACAGCUCCUCCGGGGCUAGGCGACCACUGACUCGCGAUAGGUUUCAUUUUGACAGAUGGUGGAAUCUUUGUGCGUGUAUCAGGAAGGGUAGCCUACUGUGUGCAAGGCUUUGACUGCUAUUGUUGGUUGACACAACAGACAAACUGAAACAAACAUGGGCUUCAAGAAGACUGCAGCUUUAAGUGGUCCUUAAGUGUGUGCUGCAUGUAUGUGUGUGUGUGUGUGUGUGUGUGUGUGUGUGUGUGUUUGAUGCAUGUGUGUGUGUGUGUGUGUGUGUGUGUGAUACAUGUAUGAUGGAUGUAUGUUUUUCGACAUUUUGACUAUGUGGUCAGCAGGCACUGACACUGAGUUUAUCUACAUUGUUUCCCUAUAUUAUUUAUUUAUGUUUGCACAUGAUGUCAAUGCUUAUUCAUGUAUAUAACAACAUUUGUUAUUUACAUUCCGUUACCAUUUUGGACAAUAAAAUGACUUAUAUGUUCUGACUUACA